Molecule: messenger RNA, 4113 nt
Organism: Pogonomyrmex barbatus (red harvester ant)
Lineage: Eukaryota; Metazoa; Arthropoda; Insecta; Hymenoptera; Formicidae
Biological process (GO): microtubule-based movement; mitotic spindle assembly; spindle elongation
Cellular component (GO): nucleus; spindle microtubule; mitotic spindle
Molecular function (GO): ATP binding; microtubule binding; plus-end-directed microtubule motor activity
Source: RefSeq, a predicted model, not a curated record
AUGACGUCAAGCGAUAAAAGUUUUUCAAAAAGUCUUAGCAUGUUCGCGGAUAAAUGCAAUCAGGAAGUCGAGACGAAUCACUUCCUUUUAUCGCAAUGCGAUAAGAAGACCAUUGAUUCAAAAUCAACACGAACUUCUAAAAUAUUUGCUACGACAGUCGAAAUGUAUCUGAGAAUAAAACCAACACCAUCGGUGCUUCAACAAAAUUAUUUCAUACUCAAUCCGAGAACUCUUUUGACGUUCGAGAAUAAAUUCAUUCGGAAUUCGAAGUGUACGAAAUCAAGUGAGGCCGAAGGUAGACGGCACGCUUUUACAAAGAUCUUUAGAUCAAAAACUUCGCAGGAGGAGAUGUUCGAGGGAUCCAUAAAACAUCGAGUCGUGGAGUUCCUCGGCGGUAAAAGUUCGACCAUUAUGACUUACGGCAUGAGGGAUUCCGGGAAGACUUAUACGCUGUUCGGCACGCCUGCAUCACCCGGUAUAAUAACGCGCAGUAUCGAGCUUGUGUUUUCGGCGAUAAACUGCACCAUAGCGCCGUGGUACAAGCCGUUUAGGGAUACCAUGCUUUGUCUGAGCGAGACCGCACGAGCUUUUGAGAUGCAACAAAAAACGCGAGUAUUAAACGGACGAUCGUUGGAUACAAAGCAGAUAUUUACGGAGGCUAAACAAUAUCUAAAAAAUUUGUGGCCAGAGAACGCGAAUUCUGACGAAUACGAGGAGUGCUACAACAGCGAAUCGAUGUAUGCUCUGUGGCUGUCUUUCGUGGAGAUUUACAACGGUAACGUUUACGAUCUGUUGGAUGAUGCGGAAACUCACUCCCCGUUGAGACUAGCCGUGAGCACCGAAGGGCGAACUUACAUUUGCGGUUUGCAGAAGGUGCACGUCAUAACUGCGUUGGAAGCCUGUCAGAUUCUUAUAGCGGGCCAAUCGAAAAUGAUCUCCCGAUCGCACACCAUUUUUACAAUGGAACUACUAAAAUAUCAGAAAGAUCAUGCAACGGACGAAGUGGUACUUAGUACAUUGACCUUCUGCGAUCUGGCUGGUUCUGUACAAUUUGAAAAAUCAGACAUGCGCAAAGCGAGCCACAUUAACAAUAGUCUGUUGGUACUUGGUAGAUGUCUCAAAGCUGUAGGUCACAAUCAAGUAGCACCAUUUCGCGAGUCGAAGUUAACGAGAAUAUGUCAACCUGCUCUCUCGGGUCAAGAAAAUUUGAGUAUUAUAGUGAAUAUCGCUUUUACAUCAAAUAAUAUUGAUGAAACGCAGAACAUUUUUAAUUUCUGUGAUAUUGUUAGAAAGUUUUUAACUGAUCAUUAUAAGGAAUGCAAAGCAGUAAGCGAAUUUGAAGAAACUAUCGGAGAUUUAGAAACGUAUGCCGUUAAUAUUACAUCAUCGUGUAAUCAUCGAAGCUCUGAGAUCCUAGAGAUAAUUAACUGUGACGAUUCGGCAUGUAAAAAUAUACGAGAAGAGAACAGAAGGCUGAAACGAGAAUUGGAAAUUGCGAGAAGUGAAAUGCUAAAUAACGAAUAUGUAAUUCGACAACAACUAGCCGAUCAUUAUUCAUGCGUGAUUAAAAAGCUGGAAGCGACUUACAAAGAACGUGCCAAGGAGAUCGAGAUUGAGGAACACGAUCUAUUGAAAUGGUCUGUCAAACGGGUCGAAAGCUUUUACAAGGAGCGCAUUGAUAAUCUGAUGCGGCAUAAGAAAAGAAAGCGAGGAGAUAAUGGUGAUUACACCGAGGACAAUCACGCGCUUUACGAAGAGCUCAAAGCUGAGAAUACGCAGGUUACUUCCAAAGUAAUGGUUCUGAAAGAAGCGGUGAAGAAAUUGAGGAAAGAGAACAAGGCUAUCCUGUGCGAAAAGAACAAAUGUAGCUUCGAAUUGGCUUUGGUAAUGGAAGAAUUGAAAAAGUUUCGACAGCUCAUGCGAGCCGGAAUUCGAAAGUGGGGUGGCAACAGUGAAAACAUCGAGGACAAUGCCGAUUGUCUCAUGAACAAUCUGGAACAGUUAAUAGACGAAAAAGUAAAAGGGACCGAGAAGAAACUUGAAGAGAUCAGCGCAAUGGAGAACAAAAAUGUUGAAAUUGCUUCAAGAGAAAAACAAAGAUCAUUAAAAUCUGAGGAUCUUCUGAAUGAUAUAUUGAUCAAAAUGAAAGAAAUGGAGAAAGAACUUUUACGCAAAGAAGCUUACAUCAUCCAGUUGCAGCAUCAGAUGCAAGGAAGACAGUUUGCUGAAAUUCAAUGCUUGAAUGAUACAAAAAAUAAGGAUAUAAAAAAUCAAAAAUGCAAAUGUGAUCGAUCGACAAAUAUUUCAUUUGAUGAUACGAUAAAUAAUUUUUUCCAGGAUAACGCGUUUACUGAGAAAAGUUCUUCACAGAUGCCGUGCAUCAGUUCAUCUGCAGUUGAGCAACAAGAAUUGAAUGAUUGGAUUAUUAUUCCAAAGUUGUUUGCUACACAAAAUUGUGUAGAAUCAAUAAGAAAGAAUGAUUCUAACAUGUUUGACGAUCGUAAAAGUUUCUUCGAAAAUAAUGGUAGUAUGGAUUGUAGCGUUUCUAGAUCGAGCGAUAGAAGCAGCAAAGAUGAUUCGGGUAUAAGUAGUGAAUUACAAAACGAAAGUCGAAGAUCUAUCAGCGUAAGUGACAAUAUGAGUACGCACGAAGACAAGUGUACACAAACUUGCAUCGUCGAUGAAGAUAGUCAUAUUGCUGCAAAAGAUAGCGUUGAACAGUUCAAAAUAGAUUGCACCUUUUCGAAUAGAUGGAAUUAUCAAGAAAUGUUAUAUAUUGCCAAAUUAUCUCGGGAUCUAGAAACCAGAGAUGCAAUUUAUGCAUUAGAUGAAACGGCUUGUGUGAAUGAAUGUCAGUUAUUGUAUGAAAAGGAAGCUUUGGAAGAAUUGAUCGAGAAGAAGAGUGAAAUUGCGAUCAAACGUGAUGAUUUAUUUAAGAUAAUAGAAAAUAAAAUAGAAGAAUAUAAACAUGAGAUUCGUGAAUUGAUUCACAAAUUAGCACUCGAAAGCCUGGAAGAAGAAGUAUUACAGAAAACUUUACAGAUAAACAGACUCGAUGGAAAGAUUGCUAAAAUGCAACAUGAGUUAGCGAAAGUUCACGGAUUGUUUCAAAAGGUACACGAUUUUGAGAUUAUUCUGAACAAAUGUCAGAAAGAUAAAAAUAAGCUUUGCAGACAAUUGUGUGAAUAUUCCGAGACCCAAUUGACUUUCGAGGAUAAACUGAAGGAAUUAACAACGAAGAUAACAGAAAGAGAGACUGAAAUUAUUUCGUUGAAAAGUGAAGUACGCAAUAUAAUAGAUCUAAAUAUCGCGAACAAGGAAAAAGCCAGAAAUCUAAACGAACAAAUUACCGAAGCUAGUGAAAAUAUUAGUUUGGCUAAAGAAAACUUGCAUUGUUGUGAAGAUUUAUGUAAAAAUGUAGAAAAUACGAUAAAAGCAGAAAUUCAUGAUUUCACACCUCAGUUCUCAGAUCAGAAAAAUAACACGAUACUGCUGAGCGAAAUUUGUAAGACUUAUAGUGAUAGUCAAAAUGAAAUAACUCGUUUAAAAAUGCAUCUAGAACAUAAAGAACUAGAAGCAAUUCUAUUUAAGAUAAAUAAAGAUACCACAAUAAAAAAAUAUGAGAGUCUAAUGAGACAUUUUGAAAAUAAAAUUGAAGAGAAGAAUAAACACUUUAAAACUGCUUAUAAUGCAAAUAAUUCAGGAAGAUCUCCUGACAAUCAAAGCCAACCGAAAGAAUCCUUUAAAGACAAUGAAGUUGAAAGUUGUUUCAUAAAUUCUUGUUACGUUCCUAAACAUGUUAAUCCAGAAAUAUUAAAUAUUUCAGUUUCAAGUGAUGAUUCUAUGAUUUUAUCCGAAGAAAAAGAUGGCAUUAAAUUCGAUGAUAACGAAUCUUAUCAGACAGAUGGCAGUAUAAAGUCAUAUGCAUGUUUACAUGUAAAUGAAACUGAUAGUUUAGAAAUGGAAAAUAAUUUCAAUAUAAAAUUACCAAAUACUAAAGAUAAGACGAAAAUAUUAGAUUGGACGAAAAUUAGAAGAAUUUCUGGUAAAACUUUUCUCUCGCGACUUUCCGAUAAAUACAUAGAUAUUAAUAGUAAUUCAGAAAUUGAAUGA